GGCAGCAAAUGAAAUCGACGUGAUAUCGCAGAGUUUUUGCAAUACAUUUUCAAUUUGUCAUCGCAUGUUGUGGAGUGUUUUGUUCUGCAGUGUUGUGUUGUGCAGUGCGUUUAAGUAAAUAGGUCUUAAUGUCGCAGUGGAAAGUACAUUCAAAUCGAGUCUGAAUCGGCAACAGAAAAUAUUACAUAAAGAAAGCAAAUCUAGCAAGUCUAGCGUGUCUUGAUUAAAUUAUCAGCAAAAUGAAGAGCGACAGGGAUGAGAAAUACAGCAAGUCUGUGCCACAAAAGAUGUCGUAUUAUAUGGUGCCAGGUUCGGACUUUCAGUGCAAGCUGCCCUUGUCACAGCAUUGUGGCCGUAAGCUGUCGACCAUCGAUGAGCAGGACCACGAUGCGGCCAAUCGCAGGGGCAAAAUAAACCAGAUUCUGGCCACGUGUGCGGUGCUGCUGCUCUCUGCCGCAUGUGGCAUGCCCAUUGGCUACUCAGCCGUGCUGCUGCCUCAACUCUCAGACAAUUCCACAGAUAUUCCCAUAGGUCAGAGCUCAGGCUCUUGGAUUGCAAGCAUACACAGUUUGGCCACUCCGUUUGGUUCACUAAUGUCUGGACCCUUGGCUGACUAUUUGGGACGCAGGAAGACGCUUCUCGUGUCUGUGAUUCCCCUCUGCCUGGGCUGGAGCUCAAUGGCCAUAUCGCAGUCGGUGAAGGCUUUGAUAUUUGCGCGUUUCCUCUGUGGCUUUGCCACCGGCAUACUCGGCGGACCCGGCCAGGUAUACAUAGCCGAAACAGCGGAACCCAAUUUGCGCAGUCUGCUGAUUGGCGCUCCAUAUGUGGCUUAUUCCAGUGGCAUUCUGCUUGUCUACUACUUGGGAUCCCUGCUCGAUUGGCGCAGUGUGGCCUGGUGUGCUAACAUAUUGCCCACCCUCGCCGUGAUUGCCAUAUUCUGCAUACCGGAGACACCGGCUUGGCUGCUGCGGAAUGGACACGACUCGCGUGCCUUGAAGGCAUUGACGUUUCUGAGGGGCAGUGAGAUUGGUGCUCAAAAGGAACUCAACGAUAUGAGGCAGCGUCUGGAGAAGGAGCGAGCCACGAUGAAGUCGAAUGAGAACAUCUUGACGCUGUGCUGUCAACGGGUGGCGCUUAAGCCGCUGUUUAUUGUGAUUUGCUUUUCACUUCUGCAGAUGUUUUCCGGCACCUUCAUUGUGAUCUUUUACGCCAUUGACAUUGUGUCGGAGUUUGGAACCGGCUUCGAUACGAAGCAGGCUGCAAUUUGGACAGCGGCAGUUCGUGUUCUCUGCUGCAUGCUCUUCUGUAGCAUUUUGAUCUUUGUGCGUCGACGUCUCAUCAUGAUCAUCUCGGGUAUUGGAUCUGGAUUGUUCUGCUUGGCAUUGAGUGUGUUUAUGUAUAUACGAGUUGGUGAACCUAAAAUGUCCUACGAUGUCCUUGUUGCUGGCGGAUGCCUUCUGGGAUAUAUUGUGUUUAAUACGGCGCUGAUGGUAAUGCCUGGCAUAAUGAUUGGAGAGCUGUUCCCUGCUCGUAUUCGAGGUCGCACAGCUGGCGGCGUCUUUGCUUCGAUGAACGUUGCUCUAUUUCUGUUUGCCAAGUUCUUUCCUACACUCCAAGCGAUGCUAAAGAUGAGAGGCGUCUUUGUGGUCUUUGCUGUAUCCAGUUUCCUGCUGACUAUAUUCAUGAUUCUCUUUCAACCGGAGACAAAGGGGCGCAGUCUGGAGCACAUUGAGGAUUAUUUCAAUGGUGACAAUUGGCUCUGGUUCAGUCGCGAUCGUGGCUAUAAGACAGUCAAACUGAUGCCUCUGGAUCAAGUUAAAUAUGAAAAUCAAGCUUUAAAUCAAAAAGCAGAGCAUGCGUAACGGGCAGUAUACAAGAAUUCUCAAAUAUAAUCAGUCUAUACAGGGCGCUUAAGAUUCCAUAGUUUUUAGUUAGUAAUAUGUGUAGCUUGUAAUAACGCUGGAGUACCUCGUAGUUGUAAUCCAAGUGUCCUUCCAGUGUUCCUUAGACAUUUUUAUACAAAACUCUAUCAAAACAGAAACAAAACUACAUCCACUCAAUUUCUGUAAAUCAAAAAAAUGUGAUUUUUGCAAAUAUGCAUUAGUUUUAAUAGUCUCGAUAUACAUAUAUUCAUACUAUAUGCUAUGUUAAAAAAAAACUAUGUAAGGAAUAAAAAAUAUUGUA
Molecule: messenger RNA, 2184 nt
Organism: Drosophila nasuta
Lineage: Eukaryota; Metazoa; Arthropoda; Insecta; Diptera; Drosophilidae
Gene: pippin
Product: solute carrier family member pippin
Exons: 5
Coding region: 240-1862 (540 amino acids)
Biological process (GO): transmembrane transport; carbohydrate transport
Cellular component (GO): membrane
Molecular function (GO): sugar transmembrane transporter activity
Source: RefSeq, a predicted model, not a curated record